Messenger RNA from Scutellospora calospora, 1466 nucleotides. NCBI's taxonomy places the organism in Eukaryota, Fungi, Glomeromycota, Glomeromycetes, Diversisporales, Gigasporaceae. The record is from the annotation of a GenBank genome assembly.
AUGCCAAGAAAGAAAUCAAAUUCAGAUGAUGGUGAUCUUGAAUAUGCACCAUCUAGGGAAUCGAUUAUUGAAGAUGAGGAGACUGAGUCUCAACCUAAAACUAAAGCUCGUCGAUCGAAGAAGAAAACUGAGGACAGUGAUGACUCGGUCGAAGACUCUCAAAAUGAUACUGUAAAAGAUAAAAAAUCUAAAAAGCAUAAAGAUACGACGAAUAAUAAAAAAAAAACUAAAAAGAAUCAAGAUUCAAUUAUUGAUACUAUAAGUAAUUCCGCGGUCAGCCAACCGGUGCAUUGGGUACAGCAAUUAGUAAAAGGUGAUGAAAAGGAUAAAAAGAAAGAUAAAGAUCCUCUUACUGCUGCUGAAAAAAAUAAAAAGAAAGAUAAAGAUCCUCUUACUGCUGCUGAAAAGAAUAAAAAGAAAGAUAAAGAUCCUCUUACUGCUACUGAAAAAGAGGCCGCUAAUGAAGCCGAAGAGGAGAUCUUGAAAUCAGUACCAUUACCAUCCUCUUUAAAAUCUAGGGGUAAUAAUAAAAAAACUUGCAUUAUUGGCGCAAUUAAUAUCCAAGCGUUUGGUACCAAAAAAUCCGCAAAUAAACCUAUAAUGAGAAUUAUUGUUGAUAUUCUCAAACGUUAUGAUAUUAUCCUUUGUCAAGAAAUCCAUGCACCAAAUGGCAAAACAGAAAUUAUUCAAAAUCUUGUAGACUCGAUCUCGACUUCAUCUACACCAUAUGCUUAUACCUUAUCCGAUCCCAUCGGUAGAAAUUCUUAUCAAGAAAGAUAUCUUUAUUUAUAUAGGAAAAAUGAUUGGAAAGUAAUUGAUGCUUACAUAAUUGAUGAUACAAAGUUGGGAGAUAAAUUUAUUCGAGAACCCUACGUUGCACGAUUUCAACAUCUGAAAUACUCUGAUGUGAGAAUUAAUCUUGUCGGUUGCCAUACGCAACCAGAAAACGCGUACAACGAAAUCCAAGCAUUAGUAACUGAUGUAUAUCCUGAUGUAAAAAAGAAAGUAGUGCAAAGAACAAGAGGUAUAUCUAAGACGACGGAAAAAAAAGAGGAUCUCGUUGACGGACUCACUCGUUUAUUUAGUUAUUGUUGUAGUUGUUUUACGACAUCCACUGAAGCUACGUCAAAUCAAAAAGCAAGAGAUGUAGAUGUUAGUGAACCUAUAGUUAUAAUGGGAGAUUUCAAUGCAUCAGGAUCUUAUCUUAAUAAAACUAAUCGUGAAGAACUUGAUAAAAUUUUGCAGCAAAAAAAAUUGGAAUGGGGCAUUGAUCAUAAAAGUGACACUACUGUUGGAACCGCAGAUGCUGCCUAUGACCGGUUUAUAUUUGAACAGAAAAACAUGGAUAGGUGGAUUGGAAAGACCGACGUAUGGAGAUUCGACGAAGGUUGGACAAACAAAAGUAAAGAAGAUCCGGCUUUGGUUAAGAAAGCUGCAAAACGUGUUACUGAUCAUUAUCCUAUUGA